AUGGAGUCAGCCCCAGUUGUCGUUGUCGGCGCAGGGCCUUCAGGGCUCGUGUUUGGAUUAUGCCUUGCCAAAUUCAAGAUACCGUGUAUCAUCCUAGAAAAAGAAAGUGACAUAACCGAUGAUCCGAGAGGCGUCUAUCUUGCCGGAGACGCCUUGCGUGUUUUAUGGAAACUUGGGUUGGGAGAUGCAAUGCCAUCGAUUGGACAUGAAUUGGACGCGAUAUAUUACCACCCAAGCUCAUUCAAGGCACCGCCGUUUUUGACCAUCCCGAUUGCGCAUGAUUGGAUGGGACAUACCAUCCCAGGUGGUAUCUUACAGAGUCAGCCAAAACUCGAGCGCGCGCUUAGGGAUGCCGUUCAAAAGUCUCCGUUCUGCACUCUCCGGCCAGGCUGUGAAGUCGUGGACCGAGAAGAAAAUGAUGACUACAUGAUCAUAACCUACCUCGAUUUGGAUAACAAUAUCAAAAAGAAAAUCAAAACGCAAUGGCUCAUUGGUGCUGACGGCAAGCGAGGCGUCGUGCGCAAAAAGUUCCUUGAACCGAAAGCAGGUAUAAAGCAAGAGGAUGGAAUAUUCCGUUACGAUGGGACCUGGGUGGCGGCAAAUCUGCAUAUUUCUCUACCUACACCUGAGACGCAUCCUGACUUGGGUCUCUGGAAACUUGGUUUUACGCCGCAGCAGGUUUAUGAUGUGUUCUGGCCACAAGGGUGGCAUUUCUGUUCGCCGCCUGGAAAAGCAACUGCCUGUGGAAGAUUUGGACCACAUGAGGACCGACUUUGGAGGCACGAAUUUGCAGAGCCAGAGUGGAAUGAUUCAAUGAAUGCGGAGGAACUGCUCUGGGAUCAUCUGACGCCAAUGAUUACUCGAUCGGAAGAUAGCUCUGGGCGGCAGUUUGGAAGCGAAAUCACGUAUCCGAUAGACUGUAUUGAGGUUUUAAGAUGUCGCCCAUUUCGCUUCACCCAUAAAGUUGUGAACAAAUGGUUUGAUAAUCACACAGUGCUGAUCGGCGAUGCCGCCCAUGUGUUCCCUCCGUUUGGAGGACAGGGUAUUGCGUGUGGAAUUCGAGAUGCGGAAGGCCUUGCAUGGAGGAUUGCAAUUCUGGCAGGUAUAAAAGAGCCUGCCCCUUCGAAGACUUUGAGUAACAACCUUUUGUCUUUAUGGGCAGAAGAGAGGCGUAUGGGGGUCAAGCUGUCGAUGAAACAAACAAUGAUGAGUGGGAAGUUAUGCAAUGGAACUGCAGGCUGGUUUUUUUCGUCUAUUGCACCAAUGCUGGUGUAUCUGUUCACGUCGCCGAUAUUCUACAAUCUUCCAUCCCCAAUGUCUCGAGGCGAGACUUUGGGCUACCAAUUUGCGAAAGAUGGGUUUUAUCUGAGACAAUAUGCGGGGGGCAAAAAACUUGCUCAGAUAUAUGGCGUUGCUGAAAUCGCAGCCGAUGGAUCCUCAAAAUCUCCUACGCGAAGAAAAAUGUUAUUAUCAGACCAUAUUAUCCAUUCUGUGCCUACAGCUCUCACGCUACUUGUGUGUGACAGAAUUACGCCCCAGGAAAACUCGCAAUUAAAUAGAUUGCUGGAGGGUGGUCCAUUACACCCAUUGAUCCUAUCCAAGCAAUCAGUCAUCCACUUCUAUCCCAAGUACAUUCAUAAUAAGGAAAGCUCACUAAUUGCAGACAAAGCUCCUUCUAUCUCAUGGUCUCCAAUUCCUUCUGAACUCACAAUGGGCUCAGUUCUACGGCCAGGAUACAAUCCUCAAACCUUUCAGAAUCGUCUUGGAGGGGCGAUUUCAAAAUACGUCAUUAUCAGGCAAGAUAGUAUUGUCUUUUCGGUGGCAAAGGAUCUUCAACAACUACAAGACUGCUUGGAUAAUCUAAAUGCUUAUGUCAGUGCUUAA
This is a messenger RNA of Talaromyces proteolyticus, 1884 nucleotides long. Its product is annotated as putative monooxygenase. Bases 1 to 1884 code for a protein of 627 amino acids. The transcript has 4 exons. The record is from RefSeq and is a predicted model, not a curated record. Lineage: Eukaryota; Fungi; Ascomycota; Eurotiomycetes; Eurotiales; Trichocomaceae. Gene Ontology annotation, molecular function: FAD binding.